CCCAAAUCCAAUCUGAAUUCACUUUGCUACUGCAGUGUACAGGUAGAGCGCCGUGAGAGGUGAUGACGGUGAAUCUGUGAGCCAAGGAAGUUGUAGCACGCUCUCAGCCCUAAGCUUAGAGGUAAAUUUGAUUUUGGUUGCAUCCUGUGAAUGAUCAAUCAUCCAGAUCCAAAGAACUUUGAAGGUUGCUUUGAUUGAUCCACAUGGCAUAUGAAUUAACCGAGAUGAAGAAGGCCGGUAUAGGCCUGAUUGGUUUCGGCAUCUUUUUCACAUUCCUUGGAGUUGUUCUUUUCUUCGACCGCGGCUUGCUUGCUCUCGGAAAUAUAUUUUGGUUGGCAGGGGUAGCCAUUUUACUUGGAUGGCGUUCCAUGUUUAGUCUCUUUACAAAUCCAGCAAAUUAUAAGGGUACUGCUUCAUUUCUUCUUGGCCUCUUUUUCAUUUUUGUGAGGUUGCCCAUAGUUGGCAUUCUAUUUGAAAUAUACGGCUGUUUUGUUCUCUUCGGUCGUUUUUGGUCAUCGAUCAAAGUUUUCCUCUAUCAUAUCCCUCUUCUUGGAUGGAUUAUACAGUUUAUUUCCCCUCCGUGAUCUGGUUUCUGUUCAAUACAAUGGCUCAUCAUUGUCGAUGCUCGUGUUGCUUGACUUGUGUAUAAGAUGUAUGUGUUUCUUAACCGGCUUCUCAAGAGUUAUGUUUCUUCUUAGGUUCUAAUUGUUAAUUUACUUUGCUUUGUGAAGAUCAGAAUUGCACUCAUCAUUUGUUUUUGCAACAAGUAUCCGUUAAGUAAGCCAUGUUUAAGCAUAACUAACACUCUUAGUUUGCUAAAGAAUAUUAUUAAAGUGAAGUAACUCCAUUAAGGAACACUCUAGUUGAUGUAAUAUUAAAUGGAGUCUUUGUCUAGACGAAAACAUUAUUUUCAUGUGUAAUUCUUUAAAAUUGAGUGUAACACAAAUCCUCCAGAAAAGUUAAGGGAUGUCUCAAUGUUA
Messenger RNA from Arachis duranensis, 980 nucleotides. Its product is annotated as vesicle transport protein GOT1. The record is from RefSeq and is a predicted model, not a curated record. Bases 204 to 584 code for a protein of 126 amino acids. Gene Ontology annotation, biological process: endoplasmic reticulum to Golgi vesicle-mediated transport; retrograde transport, endosome to Golgi. The transcript has 6 exons. NCBI's taxonomy places the organism in Eukaryota, Viridiplantae, Streptophyta, Magnoliopsida, Fabales, Fabaceae.